Messenger RNA from Solanum verrucosum, 1022 nucleotides. RefSeq lists its product as uncharacterized. NCBI's taxonomy places the organism in Eukaryota, Viridiplantae, Streptophyta, Magnoliopsida, Solanales, Solanaceae. The record is from RefSeq and is a predicted model, not a curated record. Bases 309 to 1022 code for a protein of 237 amino acids. The transcript is spliced from 6 exons.
UGGAAGAAAGAAAUGAGGUGGCAUUUGAUAAAGGACAAGCAGUGGGACCAACUAAUAAGAUAGUGUCACAAUUAAGCAACUUUAUAGGAACAAUUGCAAGGAAUCCUAGAUUCAUCAGCUUGAUGUACACUAGUUGGCAUGCGGUGCCAAAGGAUACUAAAAAGCGCAUGUGGGAAUAUAUCAAUUCCAAAUUUCUAAUUCCAGUAGAAGGAAAGAAGUGGGUGAUGACUGGUCUUCGUGAUGCUUGGAGGUGACACAAGCAAAAAAUUAAAGAGAAAUUUUUUGAUAAAAACAGUACCCUUGAGGAUAUGCUAGCAAAACGUCCUGAUGGCAUUCCAGAUAAUCAAUUCCGCCAGUUGAUCGAGUAUUGGAAACACCCAACUGUUCAAGCCAUAUGCGAGAUGAAUUCUCAAAACAGGAAAAAACAAAAGUGGAGGCAUCGAAUGGGACCUAUUAAUUUUGCAAGAGUACGCGUGGCAUUGCGUGCAGCCAAAGACAACAACGAAGAACCAUCAAAGCCUGAAAUGUUUAUUGCAACUCGUACCAAGACGGGAAAGGAAAUCCAGGCUGAUACCCAAGUUGCAAUAGCUGAACUUCAAAAUCGCCAAAAUUCUGGGGAAACAGCUGAUGAUGCAUUUAGGGCAGUGUUUGGAAAGGAGCAGCCUGGUCAACUUAGGUGCUAUGGUAGAUCAGUGACAACAAGUUCUUUGAAGAAAGAUGAGGAAAUUAACAAUCUAAAACAAAAGCAUGCCAAUGAAAUCACUUCUCUAAAGGAAGAAUUGAGAGAAGAAAUGCGACAUUUAUUCACUCAAUUGCUGCAAAACAACCCUGGAUUGAAUUUUCAAGAUAUACCAGGGUGUGUUGGAUCUAACAUUGCUUCACCUAUUGAUGCAAGUAGCGCACAAGCUGUAAGAGGCACAAAUCUUCCACAUUCUUCAGGGUCAGCUCAUGAUUCGGUUCUUCAAAAGUUGUAUGAGUGUUGUAUUGUGUUGAAGGAGGACUCUACUGAUUUUGGGUUGUAG